AUUUAGCGCGUUAGACCAGGCACAAAAAACACAAUCUAAAUAGGCUCUAGAAUUUCAUACUUUUUCAACACGCAAAUAAUAAAAUAGUUGGAUCCAAGCCACAGUAAAAUGUGACAUUGAAAACUCGACAUAGUACGUGGUGUCUGCUUGCACAAUUAACGUAAGUUCUCAUCAUGAAAACUGAAUCGACUAGUAAUCAAACCGUAUUUACUCCUAUUUCGCUUCAGAAAGAUCAAGAUGACAAACAAAGAUUUGAAAUGCAAGAAGAAAAGCCUUCCUUAUUUCUCUCAAAACGAUUUUUAAUAACCAUAUUAUUUUCUCUAUCGAAUGUGAACAUAAUCUUCAUGAGAUAUAACAUCAAUGUUGCUGUUAUCGAAAUGACAUCCUCAAAAACAAAUCUCGUUGAUGGGAAUAAUGUGACACAGUCGGCGGAAUUUCUAUGGGAUACUAAAACAACUGGCUUAGUUUUGAGCAUCCUUUACUAUGGUAAUUUACUAUCGUUCUUGAGCGGAUUCGUCAUACCUAAAGUCGGAGGAUCGACGACUGUGGCAAUAUCGAUGUUGAUUGCUGGUAUCAUAACAUUUCUUCAACCAAUCGCAUUGCGCUUAAAUUUCUAUGCGUUUUUAUUCUGUCGUUUCACGAUUGGAAUUUUAGAUGGCUUUGCCUGCGCCGGUCUUACUGAGGUGUGUUCUUAUUGGAUGCCGAAAAGUGAGAGAAGAACUCUGAUGUCGAUCUCCUUUAAUGGUUGUUACAUUGGAAUAGCAGUAGUAUAUCCAAUUUGCGGACUUCUGAUAUCGGUAUGUGGAUGGCCCAUGGUGUUCUACGUUACAGGUCUCACAAGCUUGCUGUUUUCAUUGCUUUGCCUCAUUCUGAUCCGAAAUCAUCCAUCAGAAGAUAAAUGGAUUUCCAGAAAGGAACUAUCAUUCAUCCUACAAGACAUUAACACAACAAGUACAAAAACGGUCACGACUUAUCCUUACAAGCGAAUAUUUACAUCUGCCCCAAUUUGGAUGCUUUUUAUGGCAAACUUUUUUUGCAAAUGGGUUAUCACUACAGUCUUGUCUAGCCUACCCUUGUUCAUAAAAGACUCCACAGAGAAAAAUACAGAAGAAGUGGCGAUCAUUUCUUCGCUUCCUGGCACUCUUGGUAUUUUAGCACCUGCAUUAUGUGGCCCACUAAUGGAUUACUGGAAAAAUAACAGCAGUAUAGGCCUAACUCAGAUGCAUAAAAUAAUAAUAGGUGCCGCAUUUACCUGUCAGAUGAUUUUAUUUGUAGCUCAGACAUUCAUUCAAGACCUGAUAAUAACGAUCAUAAUUUUCGUUAUGAUUCAAUUAUUUUUGCCAUUCAUUUCCCUCGUUCUAGAGCUAAUCUCAAUAAAUAUAGCACCAAAUCAUACUGGUCUAGUCGCGGGUUUUACAGCAUUCUGGUACGCAUUAAGUCCGAUUGUAUCACAAACGUUGGCAAGUUUUAUGACCAGCAACCGCAAAAUAGACGAAUGGAAUAAUUAUUUUUUAGUAACGGCUGGAGUUCUAUUGCUUGGAACAAUUCUAUUCACAUUGUACGGGUCUAGCGAACCUCAAUCGUGGUCAAUGUCACCCAAUUAUGAAGCAAAAAAAUCAAACUUGUCCGAUAAAAACGAAAUAGAAGGAGAAGCUCUGAACCUGUGACUUCAAUUCAAUACUCACACACGAAAAAAAUUUCAAUUAGGACAAGCUGUUUUUCAAUAAGCGGCUAACUGACGAUCCUGAUUGGAAAUUAGCACUAAUCGGAAAAUCAUGUCCCAGUAUUUUUGAUUACCUAGCCAUUGAAAAACCAAACCUUUAUUAAUUAUACGAGUUAUUGACCGAUAACAGCCUACACAAAUAUUCCUUCUUCACGUUGCACAUGUAAAAUUGCAUCCUACUGUUUCUGUCCGAUGAACAUUUAUCAGAUAGAGAAAUAUGUGUUAACCAAACGUAAACUGCUUAUAGGUACUUAGUAUAGGUAAUUAGGUAUAGGUACCUAUGUUGUUUAAUGUUGUUAUUCGUAAAAAUAAACUACUCCAUUCGGUUAUAGUUA
Messenger RNA from Planococcus citri (citrus mealybug), 2058 nucleotides. RefSeq names its product vesicular glutamate transporter 3-like. The transcript is spliced from 10 exons. Gene Ontology annotation, biological process: transmembrane transport; monoatomic anion transport. Gene Ontology annotation, cellular component: membrane. Bases 174 to 1667 code for a protein of 497 amino acids. The record is from RefSeq and is a predicted model, not a curated record. NCBI's taxonomy places the organism in Eukaryota, Metazoa, Arthropoda, Insecta, Hemiptera, Pseudococcidae. Gene Ontology annotation, molecular function: transmembrane transporter activity.